AUGCCUGUGACCGUGCUGCAAGCGCGUAGCCGUGGGCCAUGUUCAUGGUGCUGCAAGAAACUCAGGCUGUUGAAGUUUCGCAUUGAUCAAAAUGGGGACGACGAAGUGGUGAUUCGACUGCGCUCGCGCAUUGAGGAGAUCUCGCCGGACCAUCUCUUCUUAAUACUCCCUCCACGGCACAUUAGCGAGUUCUUCCGAAUCGACAGCACGAUUGGAGAGGGCGGCUUUGGAACUGUUUUUAAAGCCAAACCAACGCCAGAAGGAUGCAAGCUGGUGCGGAGAUUUCAAGCCAACAAACCCUAUGCCAUCAAAAUGGUGAAGCUGCAGAAGAAAGCCGGCCUGGCUGAGGGUUUCUUUUGGUGGGCCCCCAUGGCGCUAGCUGCGCUGUUUCCUCCGCCCCUGGCGACAACGCCGGCGCUUCCUGCACUGCCUUUGUCAGGUGCCCGCUGCAUGCCCGAUGUGGUGCCCUUUGCCCGCAGCGGUGUGAUGAACCACCGCGGAUGGCUUCCCAUGGCAGCCUUAGGAGGUGCUGUUGGUCUCGCCCAGAGUGUCGGGGCGCCUCUCAGGGCGCGGCGCAGAUCGCACCGCUGGCGGCGGCCAUGGCGCCUGGUGAGGAAAUUCUUUAACUUUGGCGGCGAGGCCAAAGUUGAUAACAAAGUGGGCCUGGUCUACGAUUCCAAAAUGGCCAAGCAUCGAAACUUGGAGGAUGCAUCUCACCCUGAGCAACCUUUGCGAGUGCUGAAGGUUUAUGAGCACUUAGAGAAGCAGGGUUUGGUGAGUCGCUGUGUUCCCAUCUCCUCAAGGGAAGCGACCCAGGAAGAGUUGUUGCUGAAGCACACCAAAGAGCAUGUGGAUGCAAUAUUGGGUUUGAAGGACAUGUCCGAAGCUGAUGUGGUGAAGAUGGGUGCAGACUUUGAUAGCAUUUUUCUGUGCCCGGAGUCUACUGAGGCCGCCCUUCUGUCUGCGGGCUGCGUGUUGGAAGCCACCGAGCGGGUGUGCAGCGGAGAAGUGCAAAGUGCCUGUUGCGUGGUGAGACCACCAGGUCACCAUGCAGAGGAAUCGAUUCCUCGAGGUUUUUGCCUUUUUGGCAACGUGGCACUGGCUGCAGCUAUGGCGAAGCAACGAGGUUUGGCGUCCAAAAUCUUGAUUGUUGAUUUCGAUGUUCAUCACGGCAAUGGCACUCAAAAGAUGUUCGAAGAUGACAGCAGCGUGCUGUUCUGCUCCGUUCAUCGAUAUGACCGCGGGAAGUACUACCCGGGUGGUCAGCUCGGAAAUUACACCAGUCAUGGAGUCGACGCAGGCGAAGGAUAUACCGUGAACAUCCCGUGGGAGGUGGCGGGCAACGAGAGGAGUCCCCCAGGUGAUGCAGAGAUGCUGUACGCCUUUGAUCGGGUCUUUCUCCCGAUCGCCAGGGAAUUUUCUCCGGAUCUCGUUCUGGUGAGCGCUGGCUUUGACGCAGCCCCUGGUGAUCCCCUAGGUGGUUGCCGCGUGUCGCCAAGUGGAUUCUAUCGGAUCACGAAGCAGCUGAUGGGAUUGGCUGACGGCAAGGUAGUGCUUGCUCAGGAAGGUGGCUACAAUGUCGAAAGCAACAGUGAAUCCAUGGCGGCAUGUGCCCAAGCCUUGUUGGGAGAUGACGAGCCUGAGGGAAGCCAACUACUAGGCUUCAACGUCGUGGACGAGCGAGACGCUCAGCCGGCGGCCGUGUGCCAUGUUUCAACGGUGGAAACUGCACGGCGUUGGCAUCGGGACGUUGAGGAAACACUAUGCUCAGUGGUGGGAGUGCUUGCGGCCACAAAUCCCAUGAGCCUGGCAGCGGUCUCCUUUGGCCAACGGUGCAUUCAACGUAGAAACCUAGAGCUCCAGAUUGGCUACAGCCUCCUGAAUGUGUCAAUGGAGCGACACCGAGAAUUCCUUCUGGGCCUCACAAGCAGUGGACCCUUUGAGAAUGGUAUGAUUGGUCUGCUAGCUGCCUUCAUACAUCCCAAGGAGGCACUUUAUCAGGUCAUGGAGCUGUUGGAGGGUCCGGAUCUCUUCGAUUUCCUUGCCGAGCGCAGCAGCAAGCUGGAAGAAGUCAAGGCAGUGGGCUUGGUGAGGCAAAUGGUGAAGGCGGUGCACUACAUGCAUCGGAGUCUGGGUGCUUUGCAUCGAGAUAUCAAGCCUGAAAACUUUGGCUUUAUUCAGCCUCCCGUGCCUGGACAGCCCCUGCCAGCCCUCAAGUUGUUUGACGUUGGGCUGGCAUGGGUUCUGAAGUCACCCGUCACCGAAGAGACAGCGAAAGAUUUACUACACAUCAAGCGCUGCGGCACCGCAUGCUACAUGGCGCCGGAAGUCUGGGACGGGAACACAGGUCCUCCCUCCGAUGUGUGGAGUUUGGGGGUCGUGUCUUACAUCGUCACGAGUCUGGAGGUGCCAUUCAAACUCAUGGAGAGCAAGUCCCCAAAGUUGGCCGUGCGUGAGAACGACUUAUGCUUCGACUCCCCUGCCUGGACGAACACCAGCCAAUGUGCCAAAGACUUCCUGGAGGCGAUGCUGAACAAAGAUUGGAGCAACCGCCCUACUACUGCAGAAGCCUUGGCGCAUGAGUGGUUGCGGCCGGCACUGCAAAGCGAGCCGGAGCUCUUGCCGAGCAUCUCAGAAGGUUCCUCCAGCUCCGAGCUCACGGACAAGUCCUUGCCCUUGGUCGCUGCGUUGCCCACCAAGACGCGGCGCAGCGAGGCCAUCCAAAGAAGUUCUUCGCUGAGACGGCUGUGGCAGAUGUUUGACCAUUUGAUGGUCUUUUUUUCGCACCGCAGCUGUGGCUCAGCGGUGACUUUUUUCCCGCUGGGACUUCACCGCACGGGCUCCGCGGUGACCAUGUUUUCUUCCAGGAUAGCUCUCUCCACCAAGAUGCUGGUAGGAGUGAGCAUCAAGGACAUUCAAGGUGCCACCGCGGCAGUGAGAAAGGCCAUUCAUUUGGCUCAGCCUGGUGACAAGAUAGUGGCGUUGAACAUCCCAAAGCUGGUGCCAGAGAUGAUGUUGUCAUCCAUGAACGACCCGGGGGAUGCCACAGAGGAGACCUUUGCCGCCUUGGCCAACCUGCCAUCCAGGGCAGGCACCAACAUGCAGGCGCAGAUCAAGGAAGCUGCAGAAAAGGAGAUGCAAAAACUCGGAAAGGAGAUCUCGAUUGACUACAAGGUGACCCAGCCGUCGGGGGAUGUGAAAACUGGUAUCCUGCAGGCCUGUAAGGCAGAGGGAGCCUCAAUGCUGCUGAUCGGCCCUGGAGUGGGCGGGAAUGGAAGCAUCCCACCCUUCUGCGUGUCGCACGCCAAGGGUAUCACCGUGUGUAUUGUGCGUGAUCAUUUGGAGUGAGGCAGUUAUUGUCGAAAACUGCUCGUUACAAAACUGGCAUCUCAGAAUCCCCCCC
Messenger RNA from Cladocopium goreaui, 3403 nucleotides. NCBI's taxonomy places the organism in Eukaryota, Dinophyceae, Suessiales, Symbiodiniaceae. The record is from the annotation of a GenBank genome assembly.